Molecule: messenger RNA, 2436 nt
Organism: Conger conger (European conger)
Lineage: Eukaryota; Metazoa; Chordata; Actinopteri; Anguilliformes; Congridae
Gene: sox7
Product: SRY-box transcription factor 7
Exons: 2
Coding region: 216-1472 (418 amino acids)
Biological process (GO): cell differentiation; anatomical structure morphogenesis; regulation of DNA-templated transcription
Molecular function (GO): RNA polymerase II cis-regulatory region sequence-specific DNA binding; DNA-binding transcription factor activity, RNA polymerase II-specific
Source: RefSeq, a predicted model, not a curated record
AUCACAGCGCGUGAGGAGCAGUUCAGCCCAGCACUUCUCACUAUCUGCACAGCAUACAGUCCUGAGCGUUCGGCGAAGGUUAGUCUGCAUGAACCAGAGCAAGCGCAGGUUUACGCAGAUUGUUUUUUUCCCAUAGUCCUCGAUGAAAACUGGAUUAUAAUUAGCCUUUCAGUGAGAAAAAAAGACACACAGACAAAGACCAUUUUCUGCGGUAAAUGAAACCAAUUACCUGGAAAGAAGACACAAUUAGUCUACCGGAAGAGGGGACGCACGAAUCACAGCUGAAGUUUAUUUCGCCGACCGCAGGCGUGCAGAUGGCUACUUUGAUUAGCGCUUACUCCUCUUGGCCGGAGAGCUUCGAGUCCUCCACGGGAGAAGGGGACCUGACGGACGGACACACCGCGCACAGACCCUCCGGGGAAAAGAGCACGGAACCUCGCAUUAGAAGACCCAUGAACGCCUUCAUGGUCUGGGCGAAGGAUGAGCGCAAACGGCUUGCGGUACAGAAUCCGGACCUUCAUAACGCGGAAUUGAGCAAAAUGUUAGGGAAGUCGUGGAAGGCGCUGUCUCCGGGGCAGAAGCGUCCGUACGUGGAGGAGGCGGAGCGGCUGAGGGUGCAGCACAUGCAGGACCACCCCAACUACAAGUACCGGCCGCGCCGCAAGAAGCAGCUGAAGCGCGUGUGCAAGCGCCUGGAGCCCGGCUUCCUGCUGGGGCCCCUGGGGCCCGACCAGAACGCCCUGCCCGGCCUGGGGCCCGAGGACGAGGGCCCCGCCCUGCCCGCCAUCCGCUCGUUCCGUGAGCCGGCGGGCCGCUUCGACUCGUACCCCUACGGCCUGCCCACGCCCCCCGAGAUGUCCCCGCUGGACGAGCCCUCCUCCUCCUCCUCCUCCUCCUACUACUCUUCCUCCUCGCCCUCCUCCUCCUCCUCCUCCACCACCUCCUCCACCUCCUGCCCCAAGCCCCAUAUGAUGGGCGGCCCGCCUCACUACCACCCCGACUUCUCCCAGAAUUCCCUGCACUGUCCCGGCCCGGCGCACAUGGUGAUGCCCCCACCCUCCUACUACCCCUCCUUCCCCCACAGCUUACCCCCCCACCUGGGGCAGCUGUCCCCCCCGCCCGAACACGGAAACCACGGCAACCACGGCGGCCACGGCGGCCACGGUAACCACGGUAACCACGGUAACCACGGAAACCUCGGCAGCCACGGUAACCACGGCAGCCACGGUAACCUGGAGACGCUGGACCAGCUGAGCCAGGUGGAGCUGCUCGGGGAGGUGGACCGGGACGAGUUCGACCAGUACCUGAACUCCAGCGCUCACCUGGACCAGGGCGCGGGCGUGGCGGUGACAGGGCACAUCCAGGUGAGCCCCGUCACCUGUCCCAUCAGCAGCGCCGCCUCCGAGACCAGCCUCAUCUCCGUGCUGGCGGACGCCACGGCCGCAUACUACAACAACUACGGCAUCUCCUAAACGCCCGAACGCCCCCUGGACCUCCCCCCUGGACCUCCCCUGCAAGUCCCCACCCCACACCCCAUCUCUGUCCCUCCUGCGACUGGCUCAUGGCGGGGAGCAGAACAAACUCGCGAAAAUAUCAGCAAUGGAGACUGCUGCCCAUACCAGGGAGGUUCGAGACGGAAACGAGAGCGAGAGAGAGCGAGAGAGAGAGAGAAGGACAAUUUGGGUUAUUGGACAGCUCAGGGAUGAACAGAUAAACACUGAAGUUUUUAUUUUUUCCUUAUUUUUUCCGCUUCUGUCUCUCGUCUCCGUAGAAAAUGAAAACAAAACAACGCACCAGUGGACUCGCUGCGGUUCUCAUUAUGUUUUGUAAACUGUUCCAUUUGGCAUGUACAGAUAUACUAUUUAUAUGCUAAUGUUGCGUAUUAUAGCGAUUGUUUCUUUCUGUUUAAAUAUGUGUGUGUACGUUCCUUUAUUUUGUGACUAAAACGGGAGUCUUACCUCAGUGGCUGGCAUACAGGGGGUCCGUCGGACACCCAGCCAUGUGUCAUGAAGAAAAUUCCUUAUUAUAUAUAUAUAUAUUUUCUUUUCACUCUUAAUAUGUAACUUACUCACAUUAGUAUCGAUGAGAAAAAUAAUAAUGAUAAUUACUUGUAUGCUGAUUUAGGUUUGUGAAGCUAAUUUAAAUAACUAUAGAGAUAAUUGAACCCUGGUGGGUGUAGCAGUGGAGAAAUGGUGGCAGACGUCAGGUCUGCGGGUGAUCGCAGUGUAAGAUGAUGUCACUUUGUAAAUGUUAUGCAAUAAGCUACAGCCACCUGCAGCUCUGUGGUAAAUAACGCGGCGCGGCAGGUGGACUUUGUGCAGACCGGAGAAGGCGAUGUAUGAUAGGGGAGCUCCUUUCUGUCUGACCCUGUUGGGUCAAAAUCAUCUGUGGAAAUAAAGGUAUUAAAUAAAACAUAUUAUUCAUAAUAUAAACUCA